CCUGCAAAUAUUUUAUGACUUUCAUGAAUCAACUCAACAUGGAUUCCACCAAAAUCUCUUCUCUUCUUCUCAUUUGCAUGCUUUUCAUUUCCUCUGCCACUCCGAUUCUUGCCCGUGCUUCCUGUCGCCAUGCACAUCACAAGCAUAAACGCCGUAUUGUUAAACCCCCAAUCCAUUUGCCACCAGUCAAUGUCCCUCCGGUCAUUCUUCCUCCUGUUGUAAAACCACCCGUUACACUCCCUCCGGUUGUCAAGCCACGGAUUACACUUCCUCCUGUAACUGUUCCUCCGGUGGUGAAGCCACCCGUUGAACUCCCUCCAGUUGUAAAACCUCCAAUUACACUUCCUCCAGUGAAGCCACCAGUUGAACUCCCUCCAGUUGUUAAACCACCAAUUACACUUCCUCCAGUUGAACUUCCUCCAGCAGUGAAACCACCCUUUACACUUCCUCCGGUGAGUGUUCCUCCAGUGAAGCCACCAGUUGAACUCCCUCCAGUUGUAAAACCACCAAUUACACUUCCUCCAGUUGAACUACCUCCAGCAGUAAAACCACCAAUUACACUUCCUCCAGCUCUAAAACCACCAAUUACACUCCCCCCAGUGAAGCCACCAGUUGAACUCCCUCCAGUUUUAAAACCACCAAUUACACUUCCUCCAGUUGAACUUCCUCCAGCUCUAAAACCACCAAUUACACUUCCUCCGGCUCUAAAACCACCAAUUACACUUCCUCCAGUGAAGUCACCAGUUGAACUUCCUCCAGUUGUAAAACCACCAAUUACACUUCCUCCGGUUACUGUUCCUCCAGUCACGGUCCCUCCGGUGACCGUUCCUCCAGUCACGGUCCCUCCGGUGACCGUUCCUCCUGUACUGAAGCCACCAGUUGAACUCCCUCCUGUAAAGCUACCAAUUAACCUCCCUCCAGUGACACUUCCUCCGGUGACAGUGCCACCAAUCACUAACCCACCAAAUGGAAUACCCUGCCCAACUCCACCAACAAGCAAGGCCACAUGUCCAAUCGACACACUGAAACUGGGAGCUUGUGUGGACCUGCUAGGAGGGGCAGUACACGUUGGUGUUGGUGACCCAGCUGUGAAUGCAUGCUGCCCGCUCCUACAUGGACUUGUUGAAAUUGAAGCUGCUGCCUGCUUGUGCACCACCCUCAAGCUCAAACUCCUCAAUCUCAAAAAUUAUGUCCCAAUUGCUCUUCAGCUCCUCGUCACCUGUGGGAAAACUCCCCCUCCCGGUUACACUUGCUCUCUCUAGAUCCGAGUAAUAACUCUUGAAGGUUGGAAGAUUCAUGGACUCCUGAUCCUUUCACUCUUAUAAGUCGAAUUGGAAAUUUCUGCUGCCUAUGCUCUUAUUUGUAAUACCAAUUCUUUUUAGUUAUUUUUAAAAAGUAUUGCGAGUGUGUUUAUUAAAUAAUCAUUGUUAUUUCGCAUCGUUAUCAGUCAAUUUGAGAUUUUUUUUUCUUGUAAUUUUAUUUUCAAGUUGAAUCUUU
This is a messenger RNA of Hibiscus syriacus, 1497 nucleotides long. RefSeq names its product repetitive proline-rich cell wall protein-like. The record is from RefSeq and is a predicted model, not a curated record. Bases 15 to 1262 code for a protein of 415 amino acids. Lineage: Eukaryota; Viridiplantae; Streptophyta; Magnoliopsida; Malvales; Malvaceae. The transcript is spliced from 2 exons.